CGUAAUAAGUAAAACUCAAGUAUUUGCAAGUUAAAGCCUUCCCCUUUCAUCCUUCAUCCAUUCCUUCUACUGUUCCUUGUUUGCAAUUUGCUUUGCACUUUCUUUCUUCUGUUUCAUAUUCAUAUCCUUCAUCUUUGCAACCUUCUUCUCUUGUGUUCAAGAACUCUUCUUGUUCACUGUAAACAUGGCUAUGGUGGCUGAAGCUUUUCUCUCUGCUUCCAUUGAGGUACUGCAUGAUAGGGUUGUUUCUGCCGAUGUUCUGAGGUUUAUCAAAGGAAAGAAACUUGAAGCUAUGCUGCGGGAAAAACUGAAGCCAACCUUGAUGUCGGUGAAAGCUGUGUUGGAUGAUGCUGAAUAUAAGCAGAUUACCAGCCCAAAUGUCAAAAGUUGGAUUGAUGAGCUCAAAGAUGCUGUUUAUGAUGCCGAGGACCUCCUGGACGAGAUCUCUACCGAAGCUCUUCGGAACAAGAUCGAAUCCGAAUAUCAAACCACUGCUAUGAAGCAGGUUAGUAGCAUUUUCUCUUGUUUCAAUCCUUUCAAAGAUGAGAUGCAGUCAAAGCUGGAGGAGAUCCUUGGGAGACUAGAAUAUAUAGUCAGCCAGAAAGAUACCCUGAAAUUGGAAGGAAUUUCUGGAGCAGAAAAGGAGUAUCGGAGAUCACGUGCAACUUCUUCUUUGGUGGACGAGUCUGGUGUUUAUGGCAGAGAUGGUGAAAAAGAAGAUAUAAUGGAGUUGCUGCACCGUCAAAAUCUGUCCGCUGAUGAUAAGGUAGAUGUGAUUCCCAUUGUGGGUAUGGGCGGGCUUGGCAAAACCACGCUCGCACGAUUGAUCUAUAAUGACCAGAAAGUGGCCGAAUGGUUUGAGCCCAAAGCAUGGGUGUGUGUUUCGGAAGAAUCCGAUCCUUUCAAAGUAACUAAAGCCAUCCUCCAAGAGCUCCCUGGUGGUUAUGAUGAUAGUCAGAGCUUAAAUCAGCUUCAACUUCAACUCAGUCACAAAUUGUCGGGAAAGAAAUUUCUAUUGGUUUUAGACGAUGUUUGGAACUUAAGGUCUGCUGAUUGGGAUGAGCUCAGAAUUCCUUUCAGUUUUGGGGCACAAAACAGCAAGAUUAUUGUAACAACACGUCAUGAAAGUGUUGCCUCCAUUAUGAAGACUGUUCCAAGUUAUCCUCUACAGACCUUAUCAAAUGAUGACUGUUGGGAGCUAUUUGCAAAGCAUGCAUUCGUUGGUACAAUCCCAAGCAUGCAUCCAGAUCUGAUGGCAAUCGGUAAAGCAAUUGUCAAAAGAUGUGACAGCCUCCCUCUGGCUGCAAAAACUCUAGGAGGUCUUCUGCGUUGUAAUCUAGACGCUGCUAAAUGGAACAAAAUAUUACAUAGCAAUUUUUGGGACCUACCAAAUGAUAUUCUUCCCGCAUUGAAAUUGAGUUAUUAUUAUCUUCCUUCACAUUUAAAGCGAUGUUUUGUUUAUUGUUCAAUUUUCCCUAAAGAUUACGAAUUUGAGAAGGAAGAACUAAUUCAGUUAUGGAUGGCUGAAGGUCUUUUAGAGCUUCCAAAUGACCAUGGUGAUGUGGAAGAACGAGGUGAUGACUAUUUUGAAGAUAUAAGAUUGAGGUCAUUUUUUCAGCAAUCGAAUGGAAAGAAAUCUAGUUUUGUCAUGCAUGAUCUAAUCAGUGAUUUGGCUAAAUCUAUCGCUGGAGGGUUUAUUUGCAGAUUGGAAGGUAAUGGUGAUUCUUGUGAAAUAAUCGAAAGGACUCGUCAUUUGUCCAAUGUCCAAGAAUUUUAUGAUGUGCGACAAAAAUUUCAGAACUUACCUGAAGCAAAACGUCUGCGUGCUUUCCUAAAUGUGAGUUCUUACUAUUGCUUUGUUAGCAAUGUGCUAAUGCAUGAUUUGUUGAUGAAAUCAAGCUUACGAGUGCUUUCUUUGGCUGGGUAUGUCAAUAUCAAAGAAUUGCCAAAAGAAAUUAGUAACUUGAAGCAUCUACGAAAUUUGAAUCUCUCAAAAACUUCAAUCACAAGGUUGCCAAAUUCUCUGUGUACAUUGUAUAAUUUGCAAGCAUUGACAUUCAAUGGAUGCAGUGGCCUUGUUGAGUUGCCGAGAGACAUGGGGAGAUUGAUCAACAUGCUUUAUCUUGAUAUUAGGGGAGCAAAGUUAACUGGGAUGCCAGAAGGGAUGGGUAAGUUGAAAGAUAUUCGAAUCUUAACAGAUUUUGUUAUAGGUGAUCAAACUGGUUCAAGCAUUAAUGAGUUGGGAAAGCUCAAGCAUUUACGGGGAAGACUUGCCAUUUCAAGACUGAAAAAUGUUGUAUAUGCCAGGGAUGCCAAAGAUGCCAAUUUGAAGGAUAAGGUUAAUGUUAAGGAGUUGAAGUUGACAUGGGGUGAAUAUGAUGAUAUUGAUGGUGACUCAAAGCAUGAUAGAGAAGUAUUGGAACAAUUGGAGCCUAAUACAAACUUGAAGCAUCUAGUUAUUGAAAGUUACAAAGGCACGAGAUUUCCAGAAUGGGUGGGGCAUUUUUUCUUCUCAAAUAUGGUAUCUUUGGAGUUGCAAGAUUGUAAAUUUUGCAUAUCUUUGCCUCCGCUUGGCCAAUUAUCAUCUUUGAAAUCUCUCUCCAUUUCUGGGUUCAGCGAAGUUGUAAUGGUUGGUGAGGAGUUCUACAGUAAUGGACAAGAUUCGACUAAACCAUUUGGAUCUCUUGAAAUCCUAGUGUUUAAGGAAAUGGCUGGGUGGGAAGAAUGGUUGUGUAGGAAUGAUGAAGUUUUCUCCCUUCUGCAAGAGCUACGCAUCAGGGGUUGUCCAAAGCUAAUCAAGUCUAUACCUAAACACCUCCCCUCUUUAAAGAAAUUGGUGAUUGCAAAUUGUGAGAAGCUUGAAUGUUUUCUCCCAAGGACACCAAGCAUUUGUGAACUUCAGUUAAAGAAAUGCAACGCAUUGCAAUUGGAGCCAUUGCCUUGUGGGCUUCGAGAGUUGGAAAUUGGAGGUUCGAAUAUGAAUGAUUCCAUAUUGGAACAGAUGUUGCAACACUGCACUCAUCUCGACAAGUUAACUAUCUCUGGUUGUUCUAAUAUCAAAUCCCUUCCUGAGGAUAGUGUGUCUAUUACACUGAAAAAACUGAGGAUCGAGCAGUGCAAAGCUUUUGAUCAUUCCAAAAUCUUCUUGUAUACAUCCCUUGAAUCUUUGGAGAUAGAAGAUACGAAGUUUGGUCAACUGGAAUCUUUCCCAUUAGGAUCGUUUCCUAUGCUAAAGCAUGUUGAUAUUUCUAGAUGUGAAGACUUGAAGUUUAUUAGUGCAGCUUUAGAGGGCUCUCACCACCAGCAUCUAACAUGUCUCAAUUCUUUGGAAAUAUGGUGGUGCCAAAAUUUGAUAUCUCUUCAAAUUGAAGAUGGAUUAGUUGUCACCAAUUUGACCCGACUUGAGCUUUGGAGUUGCAAAAGUCUAAAGUCAUUGCCAGAGCAAAUGCACUCUGUCUUUCUUUCCCUCGAGUUGUUGUUAAUAGAUGGUUGUCCAGAAAUAGAGAGGGUUCCAAAAGAGGGUUUGCCCUCCAAAUUAAAAGAAAUUAGAAUCGGAGGAAGUGAUAAACUAAUUGAGAGCUUGAUUAGGAAAAGGGAAUGGAGUUUGCAUACACUCCCUUCUCUUACAUAUUUCUAUAUCGGGGUUUCAGAAGUAGGGAUGGAGUGUUUUCCAGACGAACAUCUGCUUCCCUCUUCUCUUGAAACUCUCUGGAUCUGGGGUCUUCCAAAUCUAAAGGGUUUGGAGUAUAAGGGGUUUCAACACCUCACCUCUCUUUGCGAAUUGAAUAUCCGCAGCUGUCCCAAGCUCCAAUCCAUGCCCCCAAACAUGCUCCCUCCCUCUCUUUCUUGUUUGGAAAUUAGGAACUGUCCUUUGCUGGAGGAACGUUGUAAAAAGGAGAAAGGCAAAGAUUGGGCCAACAUUUCCCACAUCCCUGUCAUUGAAAUUGGGGGUGAAGUGAUGAUAUAGAAGGGGCAGUGAGUGAGAAAAGAAGAAGUGCAGAGGGUGGUAUUGCAGUCAUAUUUGGAUAGACAUGAAACAAAAAGUGUGAUUUGUAAGUUUGGUAGAAGUAGAUGAGGAAGUUAUGUUUAAUUUUGCUUUUUCUGUAAGUUGUAGUUGAUUGGCAUCCAAAUGAAUUAUGAUGGUGAAAAGAUGAUGGUUGUAACUUAA
Gossypium raimondii (Peruvian cotton) is the source of this 4168-nucleotide messenger RNA. RefSeq names its product putative disease resistance RPP13-like protein 1. The transcript has a single exon. The coding region runs from base 185 to 3967 and encodes 1260 amino acids. NCBI's taxonomy places the organism in Eukaryota, Viridiplantae, Streptophyta, Magnoliopsida, Malvales, Malvaceae. The record is from RefSeq and is a predicted model, not a curated record. Gene Ontology annotation, biological process: defense response to other organism. Gene Ontology annotation, molecular function: ADP binding.